GUGGAGAGCACAAAACGGAAAGGACAGGCGGCCGCGCUGAAAGCAGAGCCAAACGAUGUCGAAGGAGGAUCAGCCAUCAAGCUUGAGAUCGCAAUCCUUCGAGCCAUGACCGAAUCUGGAGAUAAACCACACAUUCCAAGCGUAUUCCAUGCUGCCAAGCACAAGAAGUACUGCUAUAUGGUCAUGACGCUCCUGGGAGAGAAUCUGAAGUCUCUGAAGCUUAACUGCCCUAAAGAACUGAUGUCUCCUGGAACAUGGAGCCGUAUCGCGGUACAGUGCUUGUACAGCGUGAAACUUGUGCACGACUAUGGCUACGUCCAUCGCGACAUCAAGCCGAAUAAUUUCGUGAUGGGACACCGAGAUGAUCUUGAAAGGGCUCGCAUUGUUCACAUACUCGAUUUCGGACUCGCACGAUCGUAUGCUGCUUUUAAAAAUGGAAAAUGGGUUGCAAGAAGAGCAAGGGGCUCAGCAGAAUUUCGAGGCACCCUUCGCUAUUGCUCACCAAAUGUUCAUGAGAAAAAGGAACAGGGCCGUCGCGAUGACUUGUGGUCACUUUUCUACGUACUCAUUGAGUUACACUGCGGACUCCCAUGGCAGACCAUUCGCGAUAAGGCCAAGGUGGAGACUAUGAAAAUGAAUAUCUCCGAUAAGCAUUUAGUUCAAAAUUUUCCU
Messenger RNA from Ostertagia ostertagi, 672 nucleotides. The record is from the annotation of a GenBank genome assembly. Lineage: Eukaryota; Metazoa; Nematoda; Chromadorea; Rhabditida; Trichostrongylidae.